GAACGAUGGUUUUUGAGGUUCUAACUAGACCAUCACCUUUGUUUCCUCUAUAACAUCUCUUACCAGACACCCGUCAAAUUAAGAGCUCUACAACGUUUUAUCUAAGUUACAAUACUGAAAUCUCAGAGUUAUGCCGUCUUCAAAGAACCAAGGCACUCAGGUCUCGGGAGACUCCAGCAGUAAACAAAACCACUACCAGCACUCUAUGCUGCAAGAGUUCCUUCGUGCUGAGCCAACUGUGGCCGAAAGACUCUCCCGAUUAGUCCCGCCCAAGGAAGGGGGAGAGAACGAAAAAGGACACGAUGAUAAGGCAAAGGAAGCAAUUAGGAAGUUCGAGGAUGCCUGGCGCAAUGCGAGCAAAUGAUCCACCGUUCCAGUUGCUAAAGGAUGCUUGAUAUGGGGUGGAGAUUCACUUUCAGUAAACUUAAGGCGAGGCUAGGCGGAGAAGCGUUGAAGUUAUUAUUAGAAAUCCAUGCCCGAGUUCUACCUUGGGCUAACAUAGUUUCUUUGGCAAUAUAUGUAAACUGUUAGGGAUAACUGCAAGGCUCAUAUACGGGGCAGAUUCUACACUCUUUCAGGGAGCUAGCUGUAAGCUAACCUCGCAGUGAGGAUGCUCUGCCGAUUCCGCUAGUUACUAUCAGAGGGAGUAAGUAGGUACUCAUCCUAGCAAAUCUAGCCAAAGAUAUGUGAAAGUUUAGAUGAAGUGAUAUUGUUAGGUUUGGGAAGAUGAAUAUCUAUGAAACCCCUUCUGACCCCCUAGUUGUAUUAGUGAUCAACGCGACAAUUAGGAUUAUAAUAUGAGUGCAUCUAAACCUAAAGAUAUGUAAAAUAAAGAUCCAUUCAAGUGAGUAUAGGUAAGUCAUAAUAUGUUAUUAUGUUAUUUGACAUCGCGUUUCUCAAAGGUCGGUAAUGA
Molecule: messenger RNA, 913 nt
Organism: Daldinia decipiens
Lineage: Eukaryota; Fungi; Ascomycota; Sordariomycetes; Xylariales; Hypoxylaceae
Exons: 4
Coding region: 131-364 (77 amino acids)
Source: RefSeq, a predicted model, not a curated record